Molecule: messenger RNA, 3408 nt
Organism: Phaeodactylum tricornutum CCAP 1055/1
Lineage: Eukaryota; Bacillariophyta; Bacillariophyceae; Surirellales; Neidiaceae
Exons: 3
Coding region: 1-3408 (1135 amino acids)
Molecular function (GO): metal ion binding
Source: RefSeq, a predicted model, not a curated record
AUGGGAUCACCACGCCGUCUCAUCUUUGAGCCACUUCCUCCGCCCCCAACCAGUCCAGACAUGGACCACGACGCAUCUCCUUUUCUUUCACAAAGGUACACGACUAGCAGGCGCCGAACGCACACUUUCCGACGAGUCCAACGUGUUUCUCGCCACGCAGCUCUAACCACGAAACAACAUCUAUGGGAUUCCAAUGAUGCAAGCAUUGACGCUGCCGUCGCAGCUGUCGAUCAGUGGGAAUCUGCCUACAACGCGUUAAGAGGUCUGGUCGUUGCCGGUGUUCAGUCUGCGAAAGGUGUCUAUGGCGGUCUCAAGGAAGGGGCGGGAAAAAUUGAAAACGGUGUGUUGCUACCUGUUAGAGAUUGGAUUAUCCUACCAGCCUUCUUUGGUGUUGAACACGCAACGGCGGAAACAGCGAAGUUUCUUCAAAGUGAAGCGGCGCAUCAGCUCGCGGGUCAGUCACUUGAGCUCGUUAAAAAGGUUCCGAUCGUAGGGGACAACGUGCUCGCACCUGCUAUGUAUUUUUCGGUUGGACUCGUUCAGCGAACCUGGGAAAUUGUACAGUACCCAAUUCCAUCAAAACAACAAGUUCGAGGCUCGGUCGAGCUUGCUUUAAAUGGUACAAAAUGGGCGCUUUCGACUGUUGGACGUGAAGUUUAUUUGUAUUUUAAACGUGCGGAUGCCAAUAUCACUCGCACAUUAAUGCAUACGCAAUGGAAAGUGCUAGGAAGUGGCCCCUAUGCAACGCUUGAUAAGCUGAACAAGAGUGAAGUCAUCAAUCAUUUAUGUGAACGAUACUUCAGUCUUGAGGAUGCAAUAUCACGAUAUGAGCUGGCGGCUCACAUUAAAAGCCAUAAUGUACCAUUGUACCAUGAUCUUGUCGUGUCAGGUUUGUUGAAGGAUAGAGGAGGGGGCAUUACAGAAGACGAUGAAUGGCUCAGUUCAUGGCCUGUAUAUCGACAUCUUGAAGAUCCAUUUCUGAUCCCUGAGGAAGAGAAACUUUCCGGCAUCGAAAUAUCGUCUCUUUGGUUCCGUUUGCCCUAUCUGAACGGAAAGCGACCUUCUGGUAGGGAUCAGCGCUGGGUUUGUUUCGGUCGCAUUGAGCAGAAUAUCCUAGAGGAUCGGUACCGCCAUGUGAUUAGAGAGGGUGUUACGGUUUUAGGCAUUGGUGAAGAAAGGAAAGCUGGUGCGAUGGAACCAAGCGGUUUGGUUAAUGAGGCGGACAAUCAGAUUUCUGCCAAUCAUACUACAAAUAAUUUGUCAAAUGUCACGUCUGCGGAGACCAAUUGCGUAGAGUAUCCCACCAUCGCAAAAUGGUCCAUCCCGCCACUGGUGGCGAAAGAAUACGGGGAGCUCUGCGACUCUUGCAAUGAACAGGAUGCCCAAAUGCCAUCCGUUUCUACUCUACUAGCUCCACCGCCAAUUGGCGCAGUCAUGCGUCCAACUUUUUGGAGGUUUCAUGGUCCGGGGGACGAAGUUCGAAGAGCAGCAUGGAUACUUGAUACUCCGAGGCACGGUCUGCAGCCUUUUGAUGAGGAGGCGCAAUCUGUCUUGGAAGAUGCCUAUCUUUUCUUAAAAUGGAUGUCCGUUCGCCAAGAGUUUCGUCAUGAGUCUGAUUUAGACAGCGCUCUUCUAACAGUGGAGGUACCUUGCCCUGAUGGGACGGAUAGACUUAUCCAAUUUAGUUCCUUGACUCAAGCUACAGCAAUUCAAAAAGGUAUGCUGCCAGCCGUUGCCAUCUUCAAGAGAAGGGUAUAUCGGGGAGCCUGGUUGCAAAAUUCUGCUGCAGCUCUAUUAGAAACAAAGACCCAAAAGCAGGAACUAGUGUCAGUUCAGGAAUCUAUUUUGCAGGCAGUUCAAGAUAAUGGUGCUCUCGGCGAGACAAUAGUACCCGAUGCAGCGCUGCGGACCGUUCUCUCUCCUGGCAAACGUCAAGAUGAAAGCCGUCUCGUGCUCCACACGAGCGGCGACGAUCUUGCCGUUCCUCCCAGUAGACUUUGGGAGGAAGGAUCAUCUCCCGUAAUGGAGAGCCAUCCUCAGGCCGAUGUCGAUCACCUCAUCCUCGUCGUUCAUGGAAUUGGGGAAAUGCUACGUUCAAUAGAUGUUUUUGGUCUUGCAAUGCCCAAUCUCUCUUCGAUUGUGGAUUGUUGUGGUUUUCUGCGGAAGAAUCACUCCGAAGUCCAAGAUGCCCACUUUGCUCAGAUGUACCCAACGGCUGACGCCACUUCAAGAGCCUCGACUGGUAGAGUGGAGUAUCUUCCUAUUGAAUGGCAUGAAUCUUUUUCUCUUUUAUCUCAACGACGGUCGACUUCGGAAGCUACACCCAAACACAAUGUUAUGAUCAAAGACAUCUCAUUGCGAACGAUUCCGAACAUGCGAGAGUUCGCGAAUGACACUCUGAUGGAUGUUUUAUAUUUCAUGAGUCCAGAACACCACGAUAUGAUCAUGUCCAUCGUAACAAAUGAAAUGAAUGUUGUUGUUGAAAAAUUUGCUGCCUUAGCUGGUUUCUCUGGACGAGUAUCUUUAAUUGGGCACUCCUUAGGAUCCAUUAUUUCAUGGGACAUCCUUGCUAAUCAGUCGCUGGACAUAUUGGGGGAAAGUGCCAAGCAAUCCUUACAUGGUGUGCCUUCAAUUGAAACCUUUGGCGGCACGGGGUUUUCUAACUACGGUAGUGCUACUUCAGUUGGACAUGACGCACCAGAGGUGACGCAGCAGGCGACUCGAUUUGAAGGAUUGAAGCCCUAUCCAAAGCUCAGAUUUGCGGUUGACAAUUUUUUCUUACUUGGUUCUCCGGUUGCCGUCUUUUUGAUGAUACGAAAUCAACGAAAGCCUUUGUGUGAGAAUUAUUUUCUUUCUGGGUGCAAUCGGGUAUUUAACAUCUUCCAUCCAUAUGAUCCUGUCGCUUAUCGAGUGGAGCCCUGUAUUGAUCCCAGAAACGCGGACUUCGAGCCUACCAUUAUGAAACAUUGGAAUGGUGGCUUUCGCGUUCAGUACCAGACCAAGCGGCUUUGGAAAAAGUUUGUUGACUCAACUUGGAAGACACAGCAGAGUGUUGUUGAGGCAUUUGAAGCAAGCAUGGCUGGAAUGGGUCUGCUUGAUGCGACAACAGACACAUUCAACGACGACGAUACUUCCGCCUCAGAAAUAAGUUCAGACGAUAAUCGAAGUACCGCCAAUGUCAUCGCUGGAAAGUUAAAUCAAGGAAGGCGUAUUGAUUAUAUGCUCCAAGAGAAAGAGAUCGAGACAGCCAAUGAGUACGUUGCCGCACUGGCGGCUCACAGCUCUUACUGGAUUGAAAAGGAUCUUUCUUUGUUCGUUGCACGCCAGAUUUACCUCAGCACUCUUGAACAAUCAGCAGAGGCUGCUGAAGCCAGUUUGUGGGAGUCUAUUGGGAGUAACUCUGUGUAG